AUGGCUCCCAGCACUGCGUUCAUGGAGCCCGACAACCUGCUGACACCAAAGGAGAAAAACAAACUGAGGAAGCCAGUGGUGGAGAAAAUGCGCCGUGACCGGAUUAACAGCAGCAUCGAGCAGCUGAAACUGCUCCUGGAGAAGGAGUUUCAGAGACACCAGCCCAACUCCAAGCUGGAGAAGGCCGACAUCCUGGAGAUGACUGUCAGCUACCUGAAGCAGCAGAGCCAGCUGCAGAUGAAGACUGCAGGAUCCUUCCAUAAAAGCUCUCAGUUUGACUUCAGAGAGGGCUAUUCUAGGUGUUUGCAAGAAGCUUUCCAUUUCCUCUCUCUUCAUAAAGUCCGAACUGAAACACAGACGAAACUUUUAAGCCACUUCCAGAAGAGCCAGUCAGCUGCUAUGGAAGCUGCCUUUUCCCCUGGGAGCCCCAGCACCCCGAAGCAAGCGUCUCCGAAAGAUGCCGGUACGCUCUGGAGACCCUGGUAG
Messenger RNA from Charadrius vociferus (killdeer), 486 nucleotides. Its product is annotated as transcription factor HES-5-like. Lineage: Eukaryota; Metazoa; Chordata; Aves; Charadriiformes; Charadriidae. Gene Ontology annotation, molecular function: protein dimerization activity; RNA polymerase II cis-regulatory region sequence-specific DNA binding; DNA-binding transcription factor activity, RNA polymerase II-specific. Bases 1 to 486 code for a protein of 161 amino acids. Gene Ontology annotation, cellular component: nucleus. The record is from RefSeq and is a predicted model, not a curated record. The transcript is spliced from 3 exons. Gene Ontology annotation, biological process: regulation of transcription by RNA polymerase II; regulation of neurogenesis; anterior/posterior pattern specification.